Messenger RNA from Aspergillus chevalieri, 507 nucleotides. Its product is annotated as acyl-CoA thioesterase. The record is from RefSeq and is a predicted model, not a curated record. The transcript is spliced from 2 exons. NCBI's taxonomy places the organism in Eukaryota, Fungi, Ascomycota, Eurotiomycetes, Eurotiales, Aspergillaceae. Gene Ontology annotation, molecular function: fatty acyl-CoA hydrolase activity. Gene Ontology annotation, cellular component: mitochondrion. Bases 1 to 507 code for a protein of 168 amino acids.
AUGGCCCCUAAAGAACUCGCAGCCAAGAAGGCGCGCAGUCGCGCAGACUAUGCCUUCCAUCAGGAAUACCGGACCAGAUGGUUCGACAACGAUAUGUACGCGCACCUUAAUAACACUGUCUACACGAUGCUCUUCGACUCCAUAAUCAACACAUACCUAAUCGGCCACUGCGGAAUGGAUCCGUUCACCGUCAACAACAAAGACGACUCAUCCGGGCCGGCGAUGAAGCAGAUUGCCAUCAUUGCGACUUCGUACUGUGACUAUUUCGCGUCUGUUGCAUUCCCGGACGUUCUUGAGUUGGGUUUGCGUGUGGAGAGGCUGGGAAAGUCGAGCGUUACGUAUGAAGUGGGUGUGUUCCGGAAAGGGGAAGAAGAUGUUAAGGUUGUUGGAGGGUAUACGCAUGUCUUCGUGGAGAGGGAGACGAUGAGGCCUGCGGCAGAGGGGAUGGAGGGCACUGUACGGAAGGGACUGGAAGCGUUGGUUAAGGAACCAAAGGCGAAGUUGUAA